GCAAAGCAAGCGGUCCGAGGGUUUUAGACGCGACAUCCGUUUCCUCCGCCCGCGGUCGCCCAACGCGAAAAAGAGCGAGAGAAAGGGGGGAAGGAAGCUUUGGCUUCGGCAGGAAGACAAGGUCGGCGGAGACCGGAGGGGGUGAGGUGGAGGCUCGUGCUGGUUGAGGCGUCUCCGACGAGGGGAAGGGAAGGGGAAGGCUUUGCCCCGGGUCGGACCAGCGGCUUGGGGGUUGAGGAGGGACUGGGAGAGGGGACGGAGGAAGUUGCUGGCGGCGCCGGCGGUUGCCUAGGGUUUCGGUGCUCCGACUGGCUCGCAGGCGGCAAGUGUAAUGGCUACACAGAGUGCUGUCCGGUUAAUUGGGGGGACAGGGGCUAGUAGCCGGAGUAAGGAUUUUGGCGCAUAUGACUCUUCACUGGGCAUGGGCAAUAUUUCAGGAGAAGGGCUGGGGUUUGUGGAUAAUGGCAGUGGGGUUUAUGGGGGCUGGAGGGAGUCUGGCCCAAAUCGCAGUGGAAGCGCACCGCCUAGCAUGGAAGGAUCUCUGGCUGCUCUUGGUAAUCUUAUAGGCCAGCAGAGUGGGAACUUUGAUGCCAGUUUAGCUAACAUAGACAAUGUGACAGACAGUUCUAAAUCUGAGGAGCAGCUACGUGCUGAUCCUGCAUACUUUGACUAUUAUGGUUCCAAGGUGAACUUGAACCCGAGGCUUCCUCCUCCACUGAUCUCGAGGGAGAGUCGUCGUUUCAUGAACCGGGUUGGCAAGGUUAAAGAAUGGAGAGUGGUUUCCCAAGAUGACAGCAACAAAGGCUCCUUGUUUAUACCUCGAUCUACUCUACCUACUCACAGAGAAGAACCUGAGGAGGAUAGGUCUCCAAGGUUGGAUUCAAAUUCCACGGAUGAUGCCCAGAUGAAUCUUGCAGAUUUUGUGCCGGAGAGCUUUCAGCAGAACAUCAGUUCUUUGUAUGAUAACUCUUCUUCGCAGCCAUCAAGUAGCAAUAUUGGUGAUGCUGUAGCUGUCCAUUCUAACAAAAACUCACCAAAGAAUUUCUCACAUGAUGUCAAGCCAUCAGGGUUAAAUUCGUGGACCCCUGUACCUGUGGCCAGUGGACUAAGAAGUACAAUUAGCAACAGUCUGUCACCUACAUCAGCUACCAAUUCAUCAUGUUCUGAUAACAACACCGGUAGGCAAACUUCUCCGCAGGAAAAGCGGGGCAUAGACAUGAAGCCUGUAAAUAAUGCUCCUGGCAGUGGUGCAGUUGUUACUGAACUUGAUACCUUGGACUCCAAUAUGAAGAAUUUGAAGUUAAGUUUGGAUAGCCAUACCCCUAUUGCGUCACAUGUUAAGCAGCAGUGGCAGGAUAAUUUAUUGCUGCAGUAUGGCUCUGCACCUUUAAUCCAAGGUGACCAUAUUCAAAUGACUCCUAAUGGAACACAUCUUCCUCAUGGUCCUUUUGUUGACAACUUGUCUCAAACUCAUUUAAAAUUAUCCAAUGCUGACAUGCAGCAGUUUCUACCGCAACCUGGUAUGACAGCACCCUUUUAUGCACCAAAUUCUUUUGGAAGCCCCUAUUACCCAAAUUUGCAUCCAGCCAGUCUAUUGCCAGGUCCGUUUGGGACUGCUGGAUAUGCCUUGGGUGGUUCAGCUUUGCCACCUGUUAUGACAAGCUAUUCUCCCCAGGGUUCUGUUGCAACACCUCUCGACAGCCCUAUCACUCCAACCUUUAGUGGUAGGCCAUCUGGUUUUCCCUCCGCAGGGACAGAAUUUGUUCAGCCAUAUAAAAUGUACGGGCAACUUGGAGUUGCCAUGCAGCCACCGAUUCCCGACCCAAACUUUUUUCAUUUCUUUCAGCAUCCCUCUUUUCCACAGUAUGCCGGUGGAAAUCAGUUCAAUACAUUGGGUCCAAGGGGUAGUGUUUUUGGAAAUGUCGCUGAUAAUUUUGAUCCACAAAAGAUAUCUCCUCAAGCUCAAUAUCCAUCUGAUCAGAGGGUUCAACUUCCAAGAACCGGAAUUCCCAAUUCUCCUACAGCCAGAAGAGGAGCGACUUUUCCAAAUUAUCACAGCUUUCCACCCUAUGUUGGGGCACCAUUGACUUAUCCAACAAGCCCGGUGUUUCCAGGGAUUUCCCCCUCUGGUAGUAGAAAUGAUUCUGUGAGGUUUCAAUCCCCUUCAAGAAAUAUGACUGCUAGUUCUGGAAUUCAAGGGCAGCGAGACAGAGAGAAAUUUGAUGGCCCAAAGGCAUGCUCGUUCCUGGAAGAACUGAAGUCCAACAGGGCACGUAGGGUUGAGCUAUCUGAUAUUACAAGUCGUAUAGUGGAAUACAGCGCUGACCAACAUGGUAGCCGAUUCAUCCAGCAGAAGUUGGAGAACUGUACUGCGGAAGAGAAGGCAGCGGUGUUUGCAGAAGUUCUUCCUCAUGCUACAUCAUUAAUGACCGAUGUGUUUGGCAAUUAUGUGAUACAAAAGUUUUUUGAACAUGGAACUCCUGAGCAAAGGAGGGAUCUUGGCACUAAGCUUGUCGGUCAUGUUCUACCUUUGAGCCUUCAGAUGUAUGGAUGCCGAGUAGUUCAAAAGGCUCUUGAAGUAUUGGAACUUGACCAGAAAAUAGAAUUAGUCCUUGAGCUUGAUGGCAAUAUUAUGCGAUGUGUUCGUGAUCAAAAUGGGAAUCAUGUUAUACAGAAGUGCAUUGAAUGUGUCCCCACAGAACAUAUUGGUUUUGUAGUAUCUUCUUUCCAGGGACAAGUUGCUAGCCUUUCAAUGCACCCAUAUGGUUGCCGUGUUAUUCAGAGAGUUUUGGAACAUUGCGGUGGUGAUUCACAAGGGCAGUGCAUAAUAGAUGAAAUAUUGCAGUCUGCUUGCGUCCUUGCACAAGAUCAGUAUGGCAACUAUGUUACACAGCAUGUUUUGGAGAAGGGAAAAAGUCAUGAAAGGGCCCAAAUUAUCAGUAAAUUGGCUGGGCAAGUUGUCACCAUGAGCCAAAAUAAAUUUGCAUCGAAUGUGAUAGAGAAGUGUUUUCAACAUGGGGAUUUUGCGGAACGGGAUCUUCUCAUCAGGGAGAUAGUGCAGCAGACUGAGGGAAAUGAUACCUUGCUGGCAAUGAUGAAGGAUCAGUAUGCUAAUUAUGUGGUUCAGAAGAUACUUGAAACAUGCAACGAUCAACAGCGGGAACUUCUGGUCAGCCGUGUCAAGGGUCAUCUGCAAGCAUUGAGGAAGUACACUUAUGGCAAACACAUCGCGAGCCGUGUCGAGCAGCUUUGUGGUGAAGGAGGUGCGGAGUCCGACUCUUAGAUGACUGGCAAAUUCUUUGCAGGAGCGGUGUGCCUUGACACCUGCCCAGCGCCGUCAUCAAGGAAGAAAGCAGAACUUGUGACUCCAAUGCAUCUCGAAGCGCUAAACUUCCCCCUUAGAUUGUACAUAAGUGACUUUCUUUAAGUAGUCUAGGAGGUGAUAGGCACAAGGCUUUAGCAGUGUGCAUCAUCAGUGUAUCUAUUGUUAGGGUGUGCUUAUUUUACAGAAUCAUCAUCUAAUACUGUCCUAGUUGUCUAGUUGGUAGCUGUGUGCAAAAAAUAUGUCUAGUGGUUUGGCUUGGCUUGUAUGCGAUACAUAUAUGUUUGACUGCUUGGUAAUGUAAUUGCUUGCUUGCAUCUUGGCUA
Molecule: messenger RNA, 3648 nt
Organism: Brachypodium distachyon (stiff brome)
Lineage: Eukaryota; Viridiplantae; Streptophyta; Magnoliopsida; Poales; Poaceae
Product: pumilio homolog 5
Exons: 10
Coding region: 332-3283 (983 amino acids)
Biological process (GO): post-transcriptional regulation of gene expression
Cellular component (GO): cytoplasm
Molecular function (GO): mRNA binding
Source: RefSeq, a predicted model, not a curated record